Messenger RNA from Nannizzia gypsea CBS 118893, 801 nucleotides. RefSeq lists its product as hypothetical. The record is from RefSeq and is a predicted model, not a curated record. The transcript is spliced from 5 exons. NCBI's taxonomy places the organism in Eukaryota, Fungi, Ascomycota, Eurotiomycetes, Onygenales, Arthrodermataceae. The coding region runs from base 1 to 801 and encodes 266 amino acids.
AUGGAGCAAGUCGAGGAACAUCCAGCUGGAUACCCCCGGUUCUCUGCUCUAGUUGCCGCACAGCCGUCCUUUCAUAUAUGCCGCCGGUUUGCUAAUCUACGGGCUCGCCUCCUCCUUUUCAAGCAAGACGAACUAUCGGUGCUUGAAAAGCGGCUUGAGAAAAUCGAUAAGGAGGAGAAUUCAGACUUGUUCCUUGGGAGUCGGAGGCAUGACGUCAACCAGGAACGACAAUCCGUCAUCUCUAAUAUCAAUGCUGCUUUAGCUGAUUAUGACGCAUUCAUCGAAAGGACUCGACGAAUAUUCCGCUAUGAACCAGCGAAAUCGCGAGAUGUACAGAGUCUUCGAAACUGGCUCCGCGGGAAUGCUUGCGUAUCAAGGAGCGAGAUCGCCUAUUUACAGAAGGAGAACGAGUUGCUUUGCAUAUAUUGCACCGAAGAUAAGUCUAUAUCACAGCUGGAGGCUUGGAUUGAAGAUAAUCUCGUCCGAUUUUCAGCGGCAUUUGAUAAGCGACCAUACCCCAGUAUUUCGAGCGAUCCAAACGUAUUUAUAUAUUCAAAUCGCCUACUAGCAGCUAUGUCACAAGUCAUAUUGCUACUCAUUGUCACUUUUAUCCUGUUGGUUCCUAUGCUUAUAUGCUUGGCUGUCGAAUCCAUAACCUCACGAGCCGUAAUCGUUGCGAUUUCCACGACGUUUUUCAUCGCGACUCUCUCAACCUUGACUAGGGCAAGGUCAAUAGAGCUAUUUGUCGCAGGCUCAACGUAUGCUACCGUAUUGGUUGUAUUCAUCUCUAAUAUGGCCUAA